CCGCGGCACCUCCACAGCGUCUCUGACAGUCGCGGCGCUGGGACCUACGGCCCGCGCCACCUCACGCAGCCUUCGCGGCCUCCACCGCGGCCCAAGUCCCGUCCCUCGCCUCGGCGCCCACAUCCAGGGGGCGGUCCGGUCCGCCGUCUCUGCGGAGGCCGCAUCUGGCGCACAUCUGGAACCGCCCGGCCGGCCGCGCUGGAGCCCGCGCCCGCCCUGGCCCGGCCGCGCCGGGAGCCCUGCCCGGAGCUGGAGCCGCACCUGGAGCCGCGGGCCCGGGGCCCUGAGCCGCGCAGCCGGCGCAUGGUGAACUCGCUGCUGUUCGGGGAGAUGGCCUUGGCCUUCGGCUGCCCGCCCGGCGGCGGCGGCGGGAGCUGCCCCGGCGGGGGCGGUGGCGGCGGCGGGGCCGGGCCGGGGCCGUCUCCGGUGACGGCGGCGCUGCGGGACGACCUGGGCUCCAACAUCCACCUCCUGAAGGGGCUCAACGUGCGCUUCCGCUGCUUCCUGGCCAAGGUGCACGAGCUGGAGCGGCGCAACCGGCUGCUGGAGAAGCAGCUGGAGCAGCAGCAGAGCGAGCGCGAGCGGCGGCUGCGCUACAAGACCUUCUCCCGAGAGCAGGCCGUGCAGACCGGGCCCGAGCUGCUGCGGCCGCCAGCGCCCGGCGCGGGGCACGGCAGCGGCAGCGGCAGCGGCGCGACGGCGGGCGCCAACGCCAACACCGUGGCCCUGGGCGGCCUGCCCCCCGGCGGCGGCUCGCACCCGCAGCACUACGGACGCCUGCCCGGGACCAUCUGGAGCUACACGCAGGUGCGGCGCACGGGCGGCGGCGGCGUGGAGACUGUGCAGGGCCCCGGCGUGUCGUGGGUGCACCCCGACGGCGUGGGCGUGCAGAUCGACACCAUCACGCCUGAGAUACGCGCGCUCUACAACGUGCUGGCCAAGGUGAAGCGCGAGCGCGACGAGUACAAGCGGAGGUGGGAGGAGGAACUGGCCAAGCGCAUGAAUCUGCAGACCAUGGUGGACACGCUGCAGGAGGCGGCACAGGAGGCUGAAGCCAUCCAGGAGGAGAUGAACGAGAAGAUCGAGAGGCUCAAGGCCGAGCUGGUGGUGUUUAAGGGGCUCAUGAGUGACCCCAUGACAGACCUGGACACAAAGAUCCAAGAAAAGGCCAUGAAGGUGGACAUGGACAUCUGUCGCCGGAUCGAUAUCACGGCCAAGCUGUGCGAUGUCGCACAGCAACGGAACUCGGAAGACGUGUCCAAGAUCUUCCAGGUGGUCCCCAAAAAGAAAGAGCGUAAGGUGGCUUCGGACGACGACAUCUCCGAGCAGGAUGGGGAGGUGAACCGGUUCUCGGACGACGAGGUCGGCUCCAUGAACAUCACAGACGAGAUGAAACGCAUGUUCAACCAGCUGCGGGAGACCUUUGAUUUUGACGAUGACUGUGACAGCCUGACGUGGGAAGAGAAUGAAGACACACUGCUGCUCUGGGAGGACUUCACCAACUGCAACCCGACCAUUGACCUGCAGGGCGAGCAAGAGGAAAACUUGGGCAACUUGAUCCACGAGACAGAAUCCUUCUUCAAGACGAGAGACAAGGAGUACCAGGAAACGAUUGGCCAGAUCGAGCUGGAGCUGGCCACGGCCAAGAGUGACAUGAACCGGCACUUGCAUGAGUACAUGGAGAUGUGCAGCAUGAAGCGCGGGCUGGACGUGCAGAUGGAGACCUGCCGCCGGCUCAUCAAAGGCUCUGCAGACAGGAAUUCACCGUCCCCCAGCUCCGUGGCCAGCAGUGACUCAGGAAGUACAGACGAGAUCCAGGAUGAGUUUGAGCGGGAGGCGGAUGUGGAACCCAUGGUCAGCUGAUGACGGAGGCCCCCAGUGCCUGCUGGUCUUGGUGAUGGGGCCUCUGCCCCCACUCCCCGUGGGGCCAGGAAGGCUCCUCGGAGUGGGGCUCCAGUCCUCACCACACAGACUCCCUCUGCCCUCCCUUCUCUGGAGGCCCCGAGGGACCGCUGCUUCCUUCCUUCCACCCCACCACCAACCAGUGCCCCUUCUCCAUCCACCCACCCAAGGAAUGGUGCUGUCAAUUUCUAUUGUUCUCCACAUUACAAAUGCAGACUUCUGUCCGGACGAUGCAGUGUUAACUGUGCCUUUUCCCUUAAGCUGAGCCACUUUGAGCUCCAAAGAAUUCUUCCUAGCAGGUGUUUUUAUACAAAACUCUAAGGUGAGGGCGGGGCCCCUGGCGUGGUAUAAUGUGGAUUUCUACCCUCCCACCUGCUCCUCUGAUUGGCCAUGAGCUCUGCCCUCCCCUCCUCUGCCUGGCCAGUGCCAGUUGGCCUUGGGGUGGUCCACCUCCCCACCCACCAGGAAGGAGCUGUUUGCCUUUGCAACCUUUCCAGGUCUGGGUGGGGGGCCCCCCAAGUGUUUUUACUUAACUGACAAGAGAGAAAAGAUGGAAGGAGGGAGGGAAGACAAAAUUUUAUUUUCUUUCUGGAUCGAGUGGCGAAGCGGAGGGACAAGGCACUGUGGGGGAAAGUGGAGUCUCACUGUGUUUAAACUACUAUGCAAACAAAACAAAACAAAACAAAAAAAAAGCAGCUUGCCUUAUAUCAUUGUGGAAGGUAGGCCCUCGCCCAGACUCCUGGUUUUCCCCUGGAGCUGGGAGAGAGGCCGAUGCUAGGGUGAUCUCUCUCGCAGCCUCUGAGGGUGAGCACUGACUCGGGAGUGGGGUUUCUGUCAAGGUCGGUAGUGAGGCCGGGGGCCUGCAAGGCCAUCGGCCCACCUGACUGCUUGCUUUCUUGGGACCUUUGUGGGGUGGGAGGGGUCUUUUAUUGCCCUGAUGACUUGAUGUUUUUCUCUCCCUUCCCAGCCAAUGAUAAGGGACUAUAGAUCUGUAAUUUCUCUGUGAGAAAGCCUGAAGGGGGCCAGGCCUGGUAUCCACCCCCUCCACAAUGGAACUGGGCUCGUACCGCCUGCCGCCAUCUUGGUUGGUUCUCCACUGCCCCCAGUCGCCGGCUGUUUGGCCACCGGCAGGCACUGGAAAGGGAGGGGGAGGGGGAGGCAGUGAGGGCUGCUGGCUAAUCAGAGGAGGCAGGAGUGGAGCUGGAGUGAGAACCAUCCUUUGUUCUGCUCACGGACAUAUGCAAGCCUGUUCCAUACUUCACUCGAUUGACCGACCAGUGGGGAGUUAAUCUGAGCCAGUAUCUCCCCAAGACUUGGGUGGGCCUGUGUCAGAAGGCACUGUGUUGAGGCCACCUGUCAGAUCUCAGCUUGGAGCCAGCCGAGCAGGUUUUGCUUUUUUUAAAAAAAAAAUUUCUUUUUGUACCCACUCCUGUGGGUGUGAUUGCUGGUUUUUGUUUUUUUAUUGGCCCAGGAGCUCCCCCUGGAGGUCCAAGGAGCAAAAUGUGCCCGAGGCCCAGAACUGCCCACCUACCGCUCUCCUGUGGAGGCGGAGGAGGGACUCUGGCUUUUAAUAGGAUUGCAGCCCCCUGUCUUUCUUCCUCAGGGUACCAGCGACCUGUAAGGGCCUUCUCUCUCUUCCGUUUCCCCACCUGUUUUGCAGUCUUAAAACCGUUGUACAUAAUACUCAUAUGAUAUAUAUAUGUAUACAUAUAUAUAUAUAUGGAGAGAGAGUGUAUGUUAGUGACUGUAUGUAAUUUUUAUUUAUCAGAACUUGGUGGCCUUUAUUGUGAGUCCCCACCCCCCCCUUUUUUUUCUGUUGUGGUUGUCGCAGGAACCUGCUGGUUCCCUGUGGCGGUCUGGCCGAGAGGCUUCCAAUCCCAGCCAAACAGUCCCUGGGUAGGUAUGCGGAGGGACCAUGGGUUCAGAGGAGAGACAGCCCCUUCCCCUCCUCCUCACUGACCCUUGUUCUAAAGGUUACAGGGUUCAAACAUACCUGAUUAUUUUUGUCAUUAGUGUUAUUGUUGUCUUAGUUUUAGUCUUAUUGUAACCAAAGGUUAUCAGAGCCAGUCGGGCUUGGACCUCAGCUGCUGGAAAGAUUUUCCGUUUCUGGGAGGACACCACCCAGCCCCCGCCCCCGGCCUCCCUCUGUCCAGGGCUGAGGGGGGUAAGGGAAUGGCGUGGUUUGGGAGGCAGAGCAGAGGUCAGCCCCGGGUUGUUUCUCAAGGUGGUGGGGUGGGUGGCAGACCUAUCUUUAGUGUUAAGACAUAAGGCAGCAGUGUAAGUAUAACUUACUUAUAAGUUAUAUAGUAUAUAUAGUGUAACUAAGGGGACCUCGGCAGUCAGCGUUGGGUGAUUAUGUAUGCUUUCCCCCUCACGUACGUGUACGUGUACCUGUACGUUUGCCUCUGGGACUGGGGUGCUCGAAGUUUGUCCAGGGAGUAUGGAAAUGGCAGGAGCCCGAGAUAGACGCUGGCCGAGCAGCUCCUUCCUGCUGGUUUUCCAUAGCUGCUCUCCCCUGGGGAGCAAGGAUUGGGGCAGGUGGAUGGGGGUGGAUGCCACACAGGGUGUGGCAGACCAGCCUCCUGGGUCUGGGCCCGGCUGCUUCUCUCUCUCCCCACCAAGUUCUUUUUUGAGUUUGUUGCCAGUGGGCCCUUGCUCGUGACCUCGCCAUGAGCCCACAGCUUGCCAAGAAAGACCCCAACGCUCGCUGGGGCAGCACUGGGUCCAGUUGGGAUGAACUGGUCCAUCCUUUGUAAAGCUGUAAAUACUAAAAUUUCUAUUUCUAAGCCCAGUGUCAUAUUGACAUUGGUAUUUUAAGGUUGUUCUCAGAUGGGCUCUCCUGUGCUGCCCUCUCUCACUCUCCUAUUUUUGGGGGUUUUAUAAAAAGAGAGGAUUGGGGAGGGGCAGGGAGAGUAGCUUCCUUUUGGCUCCCUGGUUGUGGAAGACAUGCGCACGCACGCACGCACGCACGCACAUAUACACACACACUCCUCUGAGACUCCAAACAGGGGAAAAAAAAAUCAUUGGCAAGUGAACACACCUUGUUUUCUUGUAGCAAUAUAUCUUGAGGUCUUUGAAGGGCGGACUUAGCUCUGACCUACGGAGAAGCAAACCACUUUGGCUUGGAAUGGGGGAGAGGGUGUGGGGUAGGGGGUAAUAUAAGGUGUAACUUAAGCUAAAUGUAAUGUAUUUAUAAAGUAAGAGAUUCUCAUCUAUUUUUAUGAAAGGAAAGGGUUUUUAAAUUUAGGGUAGGCAGUUAGGGUAGCCCUGUGUUGUCCUGUGAACAAGAAAUGCAUGUCGCUGCUGGACUGAAUAUAAUCAGUGCCCCUCUACCUCCCCGGUCUCACUGCCCACUCACCUGUACCCGUGAGUGGCUUCAGCAGAGCCUAGGUCCCACUUCACCCCAUUUCCCUGUUCCUUGACCCCCCAGCUCCUUGGUCCUUGAAAGUCUCUGGCGGGGGGCACUUGUGGAAGUGGGUGGGCCGUGGGGAAUUCAGAAUUGAGGUGGGUGGGGAGGAGGGGAAAGGGGGCACCAGGUAGGGGACAAGCUUGGCUUCAGAGGGUGGGCUCUGAUUGGUGACUCAUGCUCUGGUCUGCCAAGGUCCAGUUCCAAGUCAGCUGUGUUUGGGAGAGGUUGAGAAGCAGCGGACUGUGGGUGGCCAUGGGACUGUGGGUUCAGGGAGCACUUGGCUUCCUUGGGGCCUGGGCCCUGGUGGGUCCCAGGUGGUCAGGCCGCUGGAGCAGGAAUGGAAGGGCCAGGAGAUGCCCACCCCCCAGCCCCAGCUGUGCCUACUCCAGGCCUCGGCCUGGGCUACAGUCGUUGAUGUGCUCCUCCAGGUCCUGGGGCAGGAACCGGGGUGCUGGGACUUCCUCAGACCUGGGUUCACCAUCUCGAGACACCCAGCUCUCAUUCUGGAAGGGCAUUCUCCUGACGGGAGUCCGGAGGCAGCUGGGUGGGUAUGGGUAGAGACAAAUUCUCUCUGAAAGGGAAUUUUUCUUGGCUGGAGGAUUUCCAGGUUCAGGGUGGACUGUGUGUUGGUCUUGGGCAAAUCCCUCACCAUUCCCACUGCCGGGCCCUCAAAGAAAGGAGGCAAGGCACCAUCCCCACCCCCGGCAAGACCCCUUCGUGGACAUUUUAGCAUCUACCUGAUUUUUAGCCCCAUCCAGGGAGACUUUAUAUCCUGAAGUUCCAUCCCACCCCACUGUUGCUGUUUGUCUGCCAGUUGGGUCUAGUGUCAAGGGGGAAGGGGGGGUUUAUACUCAUUGAAAGACUACUGAUCCUACCGGAAACCAACCUGUUUACUGUACUGUUGUAAAUAUCAUGCCCUUUAUAUCCUGUAUAUUGGCUUCUUUUAAAUAAAGUGAAAUGUCUU
Zalophus californianus (California sea lion) is the source of this 6275-nucleotide messenger RNA. It is a transcript of the gene IFFO2, whose product is annotated as intermediate filament family orphan 2. Bases 304 to 1863 code for a protein of 519 amino acids. The record is from RefSeq and is a predicted model, not a curated record. Lineage: Eukaryota; Metazoa; Chordata; Mammalia; Carnivora; Otariidae. The transcript has 9 exons.